AUGGGCUCGCUGGAUACCUGCGAUUACUCAUGGACGCAGGUCAGGCCGGGCCGUUGGGAGCGGAAUAUUGAUGAGUCGGAGCAGUUCUAUACUUCGCUCGCGAAGACAUACGAAGGGAGCGGCCGCUGCUGCUUCGCGAUCACCGCGUACGUCUCCUUCUCGGUACAAGGAACGGAACAUGAGGUCGAGCUAGCCUUGCGAAAGGCAUGGCUGCGCUUGCGAUACGAGAGUCCGACGGUUGCGUCGUGGGUUGAGUACAGCGAGCAGAGCCAGCGGUGCAGGAAGGUCUAUGAAAUGGCGCAUACCCCGGAGGCCCAGAAUGCCUGGCUGGAGAGUACAUUCCAGGUGGUUCGCACGAGAAUGUCCGGCCUGCAGUGGUGCAAUUCCGAUCCACCUGUUCCUGAAAUCCCGACUUUAUUCAUGGUAAAGCGUGCGGGUCGGUCGAGCCCGACGGUCACUGCGGAUUUGGUUCUUCGCUGCCGCCAUGAUGUUAUGGACGGUGUUGGGGCGUUGAUGCUGUUGAAUACUCUCUUCUUGCUUGCUUCUCAGGCCCUGGACCAAGGUGAUACAUAUCGACUCCCCGUCUUCGGCGACGAGUGCACCCGAUUGAGUCCGCCGUUUCGUAUUGCUGCUGGAGUUCCACCGGGUUUGAGCAAGAAGCAGAAGAGUCGUCUGAACAAGACCGUUUCCGCGAAUGCCGCGAUGAAGGAGGUUGAGAUUGCCGGUUUCCCUCGCCGGAAGGGUGCGACACAGGCAGGGAAGCACCAACGGGUGGCCAUUACGCUGUCAACCGAAUCGACGUAUCGUCUAGUGAAGGCCUGCAAAGCAGUGGGAUUAAGCGUCACCCAUGCCUAUCACACAGCCAUCGGUAUCGUACUGCGAGACCUUCAAAAACGACAGUCGCGGCCAAGGACGGUGCGAUAUAUCAACUACAGUCUCCUUGACGAGCGGCCACAGUGCGAGGAGCCGUACAGCACCCCGGCCCAUGCGGCAUCAGUCUACCACUCUGUCUCUGGGGAGUGUUUGGCAGUCGAUUUGACCGUCCCAGCGGCAUCUUUUGGGGCACUCGAGCAGGUGCUGGACUACAGCAUACCGCGGCGAAACGAGUACAUGAAGGUCGCCAGUGCGGUUCGACGCUUUGACAUGCAAAACCGCAACGAUGAACAACGAGUCCAGAUGGUACCCUCAUACUGGGAGAUGAUUACGCCUCCCUACCCGUCGAAUAAUGUCACACCAGCAGUGCCGCCCCCGUAUAACAAACCGUCGGUGUCACUGUCGGACCUAGGCACAUUAGAUACGAUUAUCUCACCAUCACACGGUGAUUUUCAGCUGGACAAUCCUUGGGUGACAAGGGAGCACCUGGUGACUGGGCUUGCGCUGUUUUUGGGUAUAUGGGACGGGCGACUCACCCUGAGUGCCACAUAUAACGAUGCAUGGCAUACGAGGAAUGAGGCAUUGGUGUUCCUGGACCGAUGCAAUGUAGUCAGCAUUCAGGCUCUUGGUGCUUGA
Messenger RNA from Aspergillus puulaauensis, 1509 nucleotides. RefSeq lists its product as uncharacterized. The coding region runs from base 1 to 1509 and encodes 502 amino acids. Lineage: Eukaryota; Fungi; Ascomycota; Eurotiomycetes; Eurotiales; Aspergillaceae. The record is from RefSeq and is a predicted model, not a curated record. The transcript has a single exon.